UUAAUAACACUUGACAAUAACGAAGAUGAUCCUCUCUGGGAGAUUGCAGCUUUCAUCGAAGAUAUACGACAUGAUUUCCAAGCAAUGGCAGCUGAUUUUAAGCUUUCAACUAAGAGGAGCAAACACAGCAGCCAAUUUGGUUGCAAAAUCAGCAUCCACUCAUUAACUUUCGAGGGAUUAGGUGACUAA
Molecule: messenger RNA, 189 nt
Organism: Ilex paraguariensis (yerba mate)
Lineage: Eukaryota; Viridiplantae; Streptophyta; Magnoliopsida; Aquifoliales; Aquifoliaceae
Source: the annotation of a GenBank genome assembly